GUCAAGCUGUCAGCUGAAGUAGAACCGUUUAUUCCUCAGAAGAAGGGUCCAGAAACACUAAUGAUCCCAAUGGCGCUUCCUAAUGACAGCGGAGGAAUUAAUGGCAUGGAACCAACUCCUAUCCCUAGCUACCUGAUCACUUGCUAUCCGUUUGUACAGGAAAAUCAAUCCAAUAGACAGUUUCCACUAUACAACAAUGACAUCAGAUGGCAGCAACCCAACCCAAAUCCUGCAGGACCAUACCUUGCUUAUCCUAUAAUAUCUGCACAGCCACCUGUUUCUACAGAAUAUACGUAUUAUCAGCUGAUGCCAGCACCGUGUGCUCAGGUCAUGGGUUUCUAUCAUCCUUUUUUUUUUUAUUCUGCACCCUUCCAAACAGCAAAUGCUGUAAAUACAGUUACUGCAGAGUGCACUGAGCGUCCCAACCCAUCGGGCCAGGUCUUUCCAUUGUCCAGUCAGCGGAGCAGAAGCAGUAACAGGGGACCGGUCAUACAAAAACAACAGCAGUUACAGAUGCACAUAAAAAAUAAACGUCCUCCAGUGAAAAAUGUCGCCACGCAAAAGGAGACUAGCUCAUCAGGUCCUGAGAACAGAUCAAAGAUUGUUUUGUUGGUUGAUGCAUCACAGCAAACAGACUUUCCUUCAGAUAUAGCUAAUAAAUCGCUUUCUGAGAGCGCCUCUACAGUGCUUUGGAAAUCAAAAGGCAGGCGCAGAAGAGCUUCUCACCCUGCUGCAGAGUCCUCUAGUGAACAAGGUGCAAGUGAAGCAGACAUUGACAGUGACAGUGGCUAUUGCAGUCCUAAGCAUGGCAAUAACCAGGCUGCAGCCAUGACUUCAAGAAAUACAGAUUCUUGUGCAAUGAAUGUUGUAGAACCAUCAGUAAAUACAAAUGACACUUCUCUUUCAGGUGGUAUAAGUUGGACUACUGUAAAUUCCCAGGCAACUCAAAAAAAACCUUGGAUUGAAAAAACUCAGACAUUUUCUAGAGGUGGAAGACAAGCUGAGCAAAGAAAUAGUUCACAGUCUAGUUUCAGAUGCAGAGACCACAGCACAUCUUCAGAAAGAAGGCAGAAUUUGCAGAAACGACAUGAGAAACCUCUAACUGCAAGCCAGUCAAGUAGAUCAGAGCAGAGUCCUGAACCUCUGUAUUUUGAGGAUGAAGAUGAAUUUCCAGAGCUAAAUAGUGACAAUGGCAGCAGCAAAAGUAGCAACAUCCAGCAAAAGAUUUCACCCAAAGUAUUGGAUGACUUGCCAGAGAAUUCUCCAAUCAAUAUAGUCCAAACUCCUAUUCCCAUUACAACCUCUGUACCAAAGCGUGCAAAAAGUCAGAAGAAGAAGGCCUUGGCAGCAGCACUUGCAACAGCUCAAGAGUAUUCGGAGAUAAGCAUGGAACAGAAAAAACUGCAAGAGGCUUUAUCAAAAGCAGCUGGAAAGAAGAGCAAGACCCCUGUUCAGUUGGAUUUGGGUGACAUGUUAGCAGCUCUUGAAAAGCAACAGCAAGCAAUGAAGGCUCGUCAGAUCACCAACACCAGGCCCCUCUCAUACACAGUUGGGAGUGCUGCUCCUUUUCAUACCAAAGAAUCCACCAGCAGAAAGUCCUUAACAAAGGGACAGCCAUCUAUGGGUUGCCUUAAUCCUUUGGACUCAACUGCCCCAAAAGUGAAGAGAGGAAAAGAAAGAGAGAUUGCAAAACUGAAACGCCCUACAGCACUUAAAAAGAUUAUUCUGAAAGAGAGAGAAGAGAAGAAAGGCCGUUUAUCAGCUGAUCAUAGCCUUUUGGGAUCUGACGAACAGAAAGAAGUUCAUAUAAACUUGACUGCUGAUCAGUCUCAGGAGCUGACCUCUCAAGAAGAAACUGGACUAAGUAUGCCUAGCGAUACUUCACUUUCGCCAGCAAGUCAGAAUUCUCCCUACUGCAUGACCCCGGUGUCACAAGGUUCACCUGCUAGUUCUGGAAUAGGCAGUCCAAUGGCAUCUUCUGCAAUAACCAAAAUUCACAGCAAGAGAUUCAGAGAAUACUGUAACCAAGUUCUAAGUAAAGAAAUAGAUGAGUGUGUGACUCUCUUACUGCAAGAGCUCGUCAGCUUCCAGGAACGGGUUUAUCAAAAGGAUCCCAUGAGAGCUAAAGCAAAGAGAAGACUUGUUAUGGGGUUGCGUGAGGUUACUAAGCAUAUGAAACUAAACAAGAUCAAGUGUGUAAUCAUAUCUCCCAACUGUGAAAAAAUCCAGUCAAAAGGUGGAUUAGAUGAGGCUCUAUAUAAUGUAAUAGCCAUGGCACGGGAACAAGAAAUUCCUUUUGUCUUUGCUCUUGGACGUAAAGCUCUUGGCCGUUGCGUGAACAAGCUGGUUCCUGUUAGUGUAGUGGGUAUCUUCAACUACUCAGGUGCUGAGGACCUUUUUAAUAAGCUGGUAUCACUGACUGAAGAGGCCAGAAAAGCCUACAGAGACAUGGUUGCUGCAAUGGAGCAGGAACAGGCAGAAGAAGCCUUGAAGAAUGUCAAGAAGGCACCCCAUCAUAUGGGUCAUUCUCGUAACCCCUCUGCAGCAAGCGCUAUCUCAUUCUGUAGUGUUAUUUCUGAACCUAUAUCUGAAGUGAAUGAGAAAGAAUAUGAAACAAACUGGAGAAAUAUGGUGGAAACAUCUGAUGGGUUAGAAACCUCUGAAAAUGAGAGAGAAUCUUCAUGUAAGACUGCGGUAUCAGAGAAGGCUGGUAAUGGUCAACUUGAAAAAGCCACUCUUAAUAAACAGCCACCUCUGGCUACAACUGGCACUACCUCAGCAACAAAUCAUGGAAAAUCCACACCAGGUGACAAAGAUGAGGCGAAACCAGAUGACAAUCUGGAAUGGGCCUCACAGCAGAGUACAGAAACAGGAUCACUGGAUGGCAGCUGCCGAGAUCUUUUGAAUUCCUCCAUGACCAGUACCACCAGUACUCUUGUACCAGGAAUGCUAGAAGAAGAGGAGGAGGAGGAGGAAGAUGAUGAUGAGGAUUAUGUCCAUGAACCAAUUUCUGUAGAAGUUCAGCUUAAUAGCAGAAUUGAAUCUUGGGUUUCAGAGACCCAGAGAACUAUGGAGACUCUUCAGCUUGGGAAGACCCUUAGUGGUGCUGAAGAAGACAAUGCAGAACAAAGUGAAGAGGAAGAAACAGAGACUUCUGAGCAGGCUGAUCCAGUCACUGAUGGUGAGGAAUGGACAAAUGAUAAGCACGCAAGUAACACUCAACAUAAACCCACCAUCUGCAGUUCUUUGAAUAAAGAACACACAGAUUCCAUUUAUAUGCCGUAAAAAUAAGCAGGAACUCAGGAACUUUUUAGAAA
Messenger RNA from Pterocles gutturalis (yellow-throated sandgrouse), 3317 nucleotides. RefSeq names its product SECIS binding protein 2-like (gene SECISBP2L). Gene Ontology annotation, cellular component: ribonucleoprotein complex. Bases 61 to 3285 code for a protein of 1074 amino acids. Gene Ontology annotation, biological process: selenocysteine incorporation. Gene Ontology annotation, molecular function: mRNA 3'-UTR binding; ribonucleoprotein complex binding; selenocysteine insertion sequence binding. The record is from RefSeq and is a predicted model, not a curated record. Lineage: Eukaryota; Metazoa; Chordata; Aves; Pterocliformes; Pteroclidae. The transcript is spliced from 17 exons.